CCAGGGUGGUAAGAUAUAAUAUACAGUAUACUGCUUCAAGUUCCAUUUCUGAGCCCCAUUGACUGGGCUCAUGGCGGCUGAAAUUGUUUACACCUGGUGGGAUUGAGCAGCAGCCACUGCCACCAUGGAUUGCGGUGAUCUACAGCAUUGAAGUCCGAUUGUCCACUGCAAUCUGCGACAAAUGCUGUGCCAUUUUUGCACCGUCUCAUUGGAAGGUGACGCGAAUGGCUCGGAAAUCGUCUUCCCAGGAGUCCGCAGGCGACUCAAGAGCGGGCCUCCUCUUUUCCUCAGCUGACUCCGGUGGGGUCAGCCUGCUUGACCCAAAGCUGCCCCCACCAAGUAACCAGCUCCUUCUUCAUUCUCUCCUUAACCCAUCAAGCAAGUACUCAAUGCCGCAUACGAUGCCAGACCAGCUGCAGCAAGUCACUGCGGAACUUGUGUUCCAUGGCCCUGAACGUGCGCAGCAGCUGUGCAUCCGCCAGGGCUGGCCACUGAGCUUGGUCAGCUUCCAGCAAUUGGAGCAGGCGCUCAUGUACGGCAGCAGAAAGGAGAUAGAGGCGGCGUUGAAGACCCUGGAGGCAGAAGGACACAGCAUAGCUGCACUGGACAAGCUGCUGUUCAAGGCACUCAGCCUCCUUGAUGCGGGGGGUGGCAUGUAUAUGCACAGCCAGGCAGCCAGGUUGCUGGAAGUUGCGGCCGUCUUUGCCAGCGGAAUGCUACAGAAGCAGGCCAUUGCAGCAUGGCAAGAGAGGCAGCAGGCUUGGAGAUCCUCCCAACAAACGCUGGGCCCCGUCCUUGAGCGCCAGCCAGGUAUCAGCCCCUACCCACGAGUGCCGCGGAGCCCAGCCCCGCACCAGCAGGGCCUGUCAGUCAGUCACUCGCUGGCCACCUCAGUGGAGGCAGCCAACCUGUGCCACCACCUGGAGACAAUCCGCAAGCUUCAAGAUCUGGCUGAGAAGCGGACUGCAUUCGACCGCAGCUCGCCCAGCCAAGUCGGAGAGAGUGACACCAAGGCCGAAGCGGUAGCUGAACCUCUCGCAGUGGCUCUGAGCAACCGAGGGGGCCGGUCUGAACGUGGGGUCAGGAUUACUGGCAUCCAGGGCCUAGCAUCAGGCCUGGCUGAUGGGAUACCCGACCUAGGGAAAUUCGAUUGGACGUUGCCUGGAGAGCGGGCCUUGGUCGUGAAGGCAGGGCAAAGGGCCAGCGGCGCCAAAGAACAUGAGCCUUCAGGGGCCGUUGUGGCGGCCGGGGCACAGGAAAUGGAGCAGAGUGGUGAUCGAGAGGAAGAGCGGCCGGCAGAUCUGGUGGCCCGCUGGGGGCGGGAGGACAGCCCCCCGGAGGUAGUGGUGCGGGAUGCACUCCGAGUGGGCCGGUUAGCGCUGGCAGUGGCGUACUUACAGCAGAAACGCGGGGCAGAUGCAACUGGAGGUCGAGUCUUUGCAGAGGUACGAGAGGCUGGCCGCCGCCUGGCCUAUGACUUCUUUCGUGCUGGCAACACGGACACUGCCCUCCUGGCGCUCCGACGACUGGGAGAGAACGUGGACCAGGCGCUCCGGGAGCUGGCCAUGGGGAGCCUGCAGAGGGACAUCCGCAAGCGGGCAGCCGGCGAGCUACGGAACCGGGGCCUUCUCAGCAAACAGGAGGCGCGGGCCCUUCGGAUCCUCAGCGACCUCGAGGCUGCGCAUCCGGAAGAGUCCUUUUGGCGAGCGUACAGGGCUCGUGUGAAGCAAGCUUCGUCUGAAGACCCAAAACUUGUUGGAACGGGUAUCGGCUUGACGGUUUUGAACGGUGAAGUGAAGAACGGGGACGGGGUCGAUUUGACGUGUGGAGAGGUGAACGGGGCAGUGCUUGGAGUCUGGGGGGCGUUUGCUGGGGCAAGCGAGAAGAUCGAGAAGAAGAGCGAAACGGAUUUGCAGCAAGGCGGGGAGUGGUACCUCUGCCUUGCAGCCGAUUGGGUCAGCAGAUGGGACCGUGUCACCAUCGAGCGGAUCUAUCUGGAGAGGGGUCUGGCCCCGCUCACACCCAUCUCGUGGCAGGCCCAGCUGCAGUACCACGUCGCACAUCACGAUUGGCCCCGGGUGGAACCCCUCCUCGAGCACGUGCCGCCUGAGUGCCUCAAGGAGGGCGUCCUGCGAGUGAAGCAGAUGGUAGCAGAGAGGCCCCCGAACUCACUCCCAGGUGUCGAGGCUGCCCACGAUGAGGAUGACCUCUACGUGCCAGGUGUCAAGCUCCUGUUGGUCGACAUCACGCAGCUGUGCACACGGCUGAUGAAAGGCCUCGUGGAGGAGAAGCUCGCCCAGCAGCACGUGUUCCUACAGGCCGACUGGGAGGGAACAGGGCCCCUGGUUACGCUCCUGGCACGAGCUAACGUCCUCUUCGCACCUGGGGGGACGGCCAACAACCACAGCGAUCGGGAGGGCUCGGCAGAAAACGGUUCCUCGUCAGAGAGAAGCCGGGAAGCUGAGCAAGGUGGAGCCAGCACAUCCUCGGAAGGAGUAGAGAUUAGUCACGAGACCAGUGAUAAAGGCGAGGUGUACGUAGUGCAUGACCGGGAGGGGCAGAGCCCGACGCCGCUGGCGGGCGCGCACCCAGUGGUGGUGCGGCACUGUGCAGAGCGCAAGCUGCCCCACCUGCUGCAGCUGUACCUGGACUGGCACGACGUUGGCAGGGACGCAGCGGACCUGGAGCCACUGCAGCUGGCAGCGGGCCGGUGUGAGUGGGCCCACUGGUUGCUGCUCUCCCGGGUCCCUGGCGAGGAGUACGGCGCCUCCUUCGCGAACGCGCGCUUCAUCUCGGAACAUACUCAACACGUAGCAUCCCCCGACGCCCGCGCCUCCUUCCCCGCCACGCUCGACGAGAUGGCCCAGGACGGCCACGAGCUGCGGGCGCUCGCCACUCUAGUUCACGCCCCUGUCCCGCUGGAGGACUGCCUCGACGGCUCACCCAAGCCCGCGCGUCGCCCCAGUGAUUCUACAAACCCUCUUUCCGAACAACUCGUUGACGCGGCCCGCCCCACACAGGACCUGCCGUCGUGGUACUGCCGGCUAGGCAGUUUGACCCGGGGUCUGGCGGCAUACCCCACUCUGUGCAGUCUGCUUGAGCGGGCCUGCGGGGUUGGGGACCAGCCAGCGCUGGAGCAAGCCCCCGGGUUGGAGGAGUUCUGGGCCGCCGCGAGCCUGGACCCGGUCCUCGAACCGUACCUGCGGUGGCGGCAUGGUAUGCUGACGUCAGCGGCCAGGGACGCCUCCCUUCUGUCGAUGCUGCUCCCCAGCACGGCGCCCGCGGUCAGAAGGGUUCUGCACGCAGCCGUCCUGGGCCCCGGGUCUCUGAGCACGGGUGCUCUGCCAAGCGCCGAGGAGGACCGGCUGAACGAGUGGGAGGACGCAGCGGACGCUCUGGUGGCACAGGAGCUGAGUCGGCAUGAGGAGGACGGGCCGCGGGGCUUCCAAGUGCAGCACCUGCUGCGGAAGGGGCGGCCCCUGGCGGCGCUGGAAUGCGUCCUGGCGUACCGGGAGGAAGCGGCGGGCCAGCAGGGCCUCGCGAUUGACAGUGCAGAGACACUGCGGAGCCCGGGCCCUGUGGGAGCGCAUGCGGCAAAGAGACGCACCAGGGAAGGGAGGACGAGGGCGGGGCAUGGUACCGAAUAUGCGGAUGAGCGGGGGCAUGGGCAGAGGUGGCAAAGCAGCCCACGGAACGGGGAAGCGACGGACAGCGAGGAGGGCGGAGAAGGCCGGCUGAGGGACCCCCUCACCGGCGAGGAAUUUGUGAUGGUGCUCAAGGAGGCAGUGCCCCUAGCCAUCAGGGCCUUUGAUGACACGCGGGUGACGUCAGCGUGCUGCGCCUUCCUGGAGCUGUGCGGCGUGCCGGCGGCAGAGCUGCGGGUGGACCUGAGGGCGCUGCAGCGGGCACAGAGGCAGGGAGCGGCGGGAGACACCGAGGAUUCUGAUGGCGCUCAGCUAGCCCCUCUGGCGUCCGUUCUCAGCGAAGCCUACUCUGCCAGCAUCGAGGACGCAAGCGCAGACGUCAGGAAGGUGCCGCCUCCGCAGGGCACGUGCCAGGCCGUGCUAAAUCUCCUUGAGCGCCUAGAGGGAGCGACGCUGAGCACGCUGGCUGAAGACGAGCGUCCGACGAGCCCACGGUCAAGGUGGGGGCGGGAAAAAAGGGCGAGCAAGGACCGGGGCACGGCGGGGCAGUGGCUGCGGGAUGGGGACGGAGAAGGGGAGAACCGCCGGGCAGCGCAGAUGGAGACAUCCGAGAGAUGGGAGCUCGUGACCGCGUUCUGCGCUGCCCACGGGCUGCCCCCCUCUGCGGCGUACCUGCGGCAGCUGGCGCGGGACGACGACUGGCUGGGCUUCCUGGCGGAGGCCCAAAAAGAAGGAACCGCGGGCGCCCGCCUCACCGCCAUCGCAGCAGAGUCCUUCUCCGACCCAGCUCUGAAGGAGCACGUUCUUAUUGUCCUCCGAAGUUUGGGGGGCAGUCUAGGAUCCAAUUCUGAAGCAGAUCCCGUUGGGGCCCUGCCUGGACAGAACGAGGAAGCGGCCCCGACUGAGCUGUUUGCCAUUCUGGCAGAGUGCGAAAAGGGGCCAAGACCAGGCGUGGUGCUCCUGGAAAAGGCACGUGAGCUGGGGUGGCCGCUGCUGGCAGUCGCAGCCAGCGCCUACGAGGGGGCGGACAUACAAUCCUGCCUCGCCACGUGGCUUGCCACCAUGGCUCUUGACGUCGACGCCCCCGUUCGGCCAGUGGGAGAAGCGGCGGCGAUCGCUCGGGCGGUGGACGGGGCUGUCCGGAAGCUCAACUCGGUGGUGCACCAGAGUGGAGAGAAAGAGCACGGCCGGCCACUCUGGAAGCGGCAACGUAUCGACGCUGAUCAAAGAGAGGAGGACACGCUUGACAGUGAAGCGGAGCCGUCAGCUGGAAGUAGGAGCGCGGCGGAGUCCAACUUCGCGUCGGUGGAAGAAGCGCUGGUGGAGACUGUGGCGCGGCUGUGCGGGCGCGCGCUGUUCCUGCCGCUGCUGCGGGGUCUCGAGCUGUUCGCCCCGGGGAGCUGCCUGGCCCACUGUGUGAAAGCGCUGCAGGCAGCGGCCCGCUACGACCGCGCAGAAGCUGCCGCGCAUUUCGAGAAGUUUGGCUGGGGGCUGGCUCACGGCCGAGCAGACGCGGAGGGGCUGAGACGGGGGCUGGCGGCCAGAGCGGCGGUCGCAGCGGCGGAUGCGGUGCUGGCCACGUGUCCUACGGAGUACGAGCGGAAGCUGCUGCUGGAAGUGCUGGCGGGGCUGCACGAGUGGGGGCCGGCAGCGGAAGACGGCGCAAGGUACAAGCGCCUCUCCCUGGCUGCCCAGCUGUCUUCUCCGGGCGUCCCCCUCGACGAGUCCUGCACCCCGGAAGCUCUGCUUCAUUCCCUGGCGGCGGCGCGCAAGUGGGACGAGGCCCGAGAGCUCGCGCAACAACUUGAUCACAACCCGUCCUCUGCCACGUCGGACCGAGGAGCCGCUCCCCGGAACACAGCCAGGGCCGUGGAGCAAGACGAUGCACAGCAGAGCGGUGGGCUGCGGGCCCACGUGACGGUGCUGCAGGCGGAGGCCCUGCUGGCGGACUGGCGCGAGCUGCUGUGGGACGACCCAGCGGAGCGGCUGGCGGUGUGGGGCCACUGCAGUGCCCUCUUCGAGGCGCACAGCCUCUCAGCGCGGCAGGCAGGUGACUUCUUCCUGCGCCACGCAGAGGAACUGAGCGAGGGGGAUCCCCCGGCUUCGGGGGCGGAGGUGCACACCGCGCUCUUGCUGGCGAUCCAGUGGCUCAACGGAAACUUCUUGGGGGGUUCGGACGCGGCGUCAGAAGAGGAGCUGGCUUCCCUGGAGGCUCAGCUGUGGAUGGCGGCAAUCGCGGCCGACCGAGAAGCGGGAAUACUGCCAGCGGAAACGAAGUCCGGGGAGGAUUUGACUGUUAUUCAACGGCAGGCCCAAGGAGCGCUUAGGGCGACGGCCGAGCUGUGGCCUGUCAUUGCAUCACGCGGGGGCCAGGAAGGACGAACAGAGCUAAAAGUUUCAAGAACCUCGGAAAGUGCCAGGGAAGCCGGGGAGAAGGAGGGCAGAGUGACCACUCAGAGCUUAGAGAUCGUCGAGCAGACUGGGACUGCAUCCGAGAGCCGCUCGGCUGCAGAAGCGUCUGCUGCAGUUUCCGCACUCCUGGAGGACGGCCGUGUCUCCGCAGCCAGGGGGCUACUGCGCCAGCUAAAUGUUCCCCACGGCGACAACUUCCAACUCGUGCAAGCCGCAGAGUGCGUGGCCUCAGGCGGAACGGCUUCCGUACCAACGCGGCUGGUUGAGUUCCUUCAAGCGAGGGGACUCGAAAUUCCACAAAGCGCCCCUCCACAACCAAAAGGCCGGAAAGAGCGUUCGGACGUCCUGCGACAGAUCGCGGAGCUCUGUCCUGCCAGCCAAGGCCGGGGGCAUGUCCUCCGCCUGGCGGCUGUCUGCCAAGCCGCCGCCGCCCUCUCCCUGGGGUACCAGGAGGCGGGCAAAAUGACCCCCCUGGAGCUGCUCCAGCUGCUCGCACUGCAGGCCGGGCGCCCGGGCGCCCUUGACGCUGCGAGACAGCUGGGCGUAGCGUGUGAGGGGCGCGAGGAGCUGCCCCCCCGGAAGGUGGCCCGGGUGCUGGCGGAGUGCUUCCAGAAGGGCCUGCUGGCGGCCUACAAGGGCAGCUACUUGCAAGAUGGCCCCGCGGACGAGGCGGGCCCCGCGCCGCUGCUGUGGAAGCCGGAGGACUUCGUGCAGUGGGCGGCAGUGUGCCCCGAGCCGCCCCAGGUUGCGCACGCGCUGAUGCGGCUGGUGAUCGGCGGCAAGAGCGACCUGCCCCCCGCUUGCGAGGCCGAGCUGCUCGUCCUGGCGCACCGCUUCUACUCGUCCUCUGCCUGCUUCGACGGCCUGGACGUCCUCUCCGCCCUGGUCAGCAACCGCGCGGCUGCGUACCUCGCAGAGGACAAGGCGGCGCCCGUGGCGCGGCUGCUGGUGGGCACCGGCGACUUCGUGCGGCUGCGCGCGCUGGCGGACGUGCUCGUGCGGGGCGGACACCUGGACAUGCUGCUCGCCAAGAUUGCGUCAGGCGGCCAGCAGAUGCCUCCUGCCGCGCGGCAUGCCGCUCGCGCGGUCAUCUUGAGCGCCUUGGCCCUUCAGCGGAACGAGUACAGCGACGACGAGUACGAGGUGGCCUUGGCCCGAGUGCACGACACGCUGGGGACCCUGCACGAGGCCGCUACCUCUUUGGAGCGGCGCGCUACGGCCGGCGUCAAGCGGGCUGCCGCUCAACGCGAGAGCUCCCCCACCGCGCUGGGCCGCCUCAACCCCUCCCAGGCCAGCAGCGACAAGGAGCUACUCAAAGCCAUGGAGCUGUACGUCCAGGCCGCGGAGAAGUGGGCCCAGCUGGACGCCGGGUCGGCUGCCGCGCGGUGCGCCCACCAGGCGGCGCUGGUGGCGCUGCAGCUCCGCCUGCCGGACGUCCGCUGGCUGGACCUGGCCCCCGACUCGGCACGGCAGCUGUUCGUGGAACAGCCGGGGGGGUUCACGGAGGCGCUCACUGUGGCGCAGGCGUACGGCCUGAUGGACCCCCUGGAGUGGGUGCACGCCAUCUGGAACCAGGUCAUGUGGCAGCCCCUGCACCACACGGAGCGCUACCUCGGCGACUUCGUGGACACGCUGCCCCUCGCGCCGGCCCUGCUGCUGGAGCUGGCGCGUACCUAUCGCACCGAAGUAGCAGCGCGCGACGCCGACAUGUCGCGCUGGCUGCCGAGCGGCGCAGGGGGCGCGGAGGGCGGCCGCCACCUCGCGAAAGCCUUUAAAGCCCUGCUGCACCACGUGGGCGACUACAAGCUACGGCUGCAGCUCGCCACGCUGGCCACCGGCUUUGCGGACGAGAUUGAUGACGCCAUCAGCGUGCUCGACAGAGUUCCUGAAACAGCGGGUCCGUUGAUCCUGCGAAAAGGUCACGGUGCGACUUAUGUCCCCCUGAUGUAGAGGUUCCCCCUUCGUCGAGGCACAUGUAUCAUCUGGUAAAAACAUAAAGCUGCAAAUAAUAGGUACUAUCAGCCUUUAGCUACAUCGUGAUCCCUCAAGGGUCCUAGUUGGAAGUUCCAAGGGCUCAAGAGAAGCAUUUAGAUUUUAGAAGUAGGAAAUUUUGGGCAGAUUGUGGAGCACUGGCAAGGUGUACAAUAUCGUGGCGGCACUCUUGGGACAAAUGCGGACAGGCCUGGAACAUGCGGAAGGGAUCCGGAGAGAGGGGAGACGUACACAAGGAAAGGGCCUCCAGCAAGCUGUGGACGGCAAGCGUUAAUCCUCAUCCCUACAAUUUUCAUUGGAUUUACCCUCAACUUGGCAGUGUUGGUCACACUAGAUGGGGGUGGAAUACCGGUUGUAAUUUCAAGUUUGUGAGAAUUGGCAUGUGCAGCGUACUUUCAACAUUUGAUAUUGGAGGGAACCAAUUAUUGGUGUUGUUGUAUAUCAUUCCCAACCUCAUGUGGGGUUCCACUCAGCCAAGAAAGAAAGGGAACAAAAGAGGAAAAAGAAGGAAAGAGAGUAUAAAAAGUUAAGGUAAUAACACCAUACGUCGAGCAAACAACGAAGUAAGCCAAACUAACCGUUCGAUAUUCACACAAAAUGGAGAUGGGAGCUUCGGAGCCGU
Klebsormidium nitens is the source of this 8670-nucleotide messenger RNA. NCBI's taxonomy places the organism in Eukaryota, Viridiplantae, Streptophyta, Klebsormidiophyceae, Klebsormidiales, Klebsormidiaceae. The record is from the annotation of a GenBank genome assembly.